AUGAAUCUCACCUACAACUUCCUUGUCUCCCAGAAGAAUGGCAGCAAGUUGCACUUCAAUGGCUACAAGGUAGUCAACUCGGACGUGGUCUUCAACCCACUGAACCUUUGGAAGGCAACAACAACUCUCUACUGCACCAUUACCGAGGUUGACGAACAGGACCAGUCAAUCCCCAGCAAAGUCCGUGGAAAGGGUGUCAUUCACAUUCGGCCGACUGCUUUCCUCCAAGAGUGCACUACAAUGGAGGCCACGGGUUCAAGCCUUUACGCAAAGGUCACAUCGACCGCCAACUUCCUAGGAUACUUCACUGCCAAGGCAGCUGGCGCAUUUCUCACCCCAUUCAUCCCCCAGAUGUGGCCGUCACUUCCAUUCCACAGCUAUCAGAAUCCAACUCCAUGGUCGAAGGAGUUCACAGUUGAGGCCAACGAUCGGGUCAAGACGAAGUUGUAUAUGUGGGAGCCGCAGGGCAAUCGAGGACAGACAGACGAUGCGCCGAUUCUACUCUUCAUUCCCGGCGCCGCUGUCGACCAUCAAAUCUUUGCCUUACCUACCAUUGAACACAACGCAGUCAACUACUUCCGCGAAGAGGGCUACCGUGUAUACUCGAUGGUUCACCGUGUGGGUAAGACCGUUGUGGCACAACAAAACUGGACCACAUAUGACGCUCGCCGCGAUAUUCACGCAGCGCUCAAGGAGAUCCGCAAAAGACAUUCUAUCAUCGACAAACUUGACGGCUCCGGUCCAAACAAAACCACUUAUGUGGUAGCCCACUGCGCUGGAUCCAUUGCUUUGGCUUCCGGUCUUCUCGAUGGCACCAUCCCUCGCCAAUGGCUUAGCGGUGUCACUGCUUCGCAAGUUUUCAUGAAUCCCAAGUUCGCUAAGGUCAACAAUAUCAAGGCCAGGCUUCCCAUCUCCAUGGCCAACAUCUACAAUUUGAUCCAAGGCAAGUGGUUCGACUGUACCAGUACCCCUCGAGAUGGCUACCUUCAGCAAGCCAUCAAUCAAGUGUUGCGAUUCUAUCCGGUCGGUCACCGCAAUGAGAUCUGCAACUCUGUUGUCUGUCAUCGCAGCUCCCUCGUAUUCGGCCUCCUUUGGUCGCACAAAGGUCUCAACGAGGCGACGCACUCCCAACUGGAAAACUUCGUCGGAGGCACAUCAAUGACCAGUCUGAACCAUCUCAUGUAUCAGGGUACCCACGAGUAUGUAACAGACUCUCAGAACGAGAACCUCGUCACACCCCAGAAUAUUGCUCGACUCAAGGGUCUGCCCAUUUUCUUCUUCUCUGGAACCCAAAACGAAGUUUAUGCCCCCGACAACACGGACACCUCAUUCACCACUCUCACCGAAGCCAACGGCGGAAUAUGCUACGAGAGGCAGGUUUUCAAGGACCGUGGCCAUUUGGAUGCAUGGAUGAGCCCGUCCGCUCACAAGGACGUUUACCCUCGCGUCUUGCAUCACAUUAGGAAAGUCGAAAAUAACAGGUACGAGGUCCUCAAGAAGGCUAUUGGCCAAUCUUGA
This is a messenger RNA of Colletotrichum spaethianum, 1518 nucleotides long. RefSeq lists its product as uncharacterized. NCBI's taxonomy places the organism in Eukaryota, Fungi, Ascomycota, Sordariomycetes, Glomerellales, Glomerellaceae. The transcript is spliced from 2 exons. The coding region runs from base 1 to 1518 and encodes 505 amino acids. The record is from RefSeq and is a predicted model, not a curated record.